CGGCUGGCAUGUUCGUCUGCACAUGCAUAGCCCAUGUAGUGUGUCCGAAACGUGUUUGUUCAUUCGUAAAUAACAGCUUUAAUACGUGAUUUCGCUUCCUUGUUUGUCAAAAGAUAGCUCAAAAUGAUCAUUCUACGAGUUCCAAGCGUGGCUUAUUUAAAGUCGCUUUUAAGAAACCCGACGGAGAAGUACAGACGUGAAAUUAUCCGGAUAUCGAGAUCUGGAUAUGCAACACCAUCCAAAACUGAACACAAGGACGUGGAGAAUAUUAGAAACAUCGGAAUCUCCGCACAUAUCGACUCGGGCAAAACAACGCUCACCGAACGCUUGCUGUUCUACACUGGAAGAAUCAACAAGAUGCACGAGGUGAGGGGGAAGGACCAUGUCGGAGCCGUCAUGGACUCGAUGGAGCUGGAGCGACAGCGGGGCAUCACAAUUCAGUCUGCAGCCACUCAAGUCCAUUGGGACAACACAGCCAUCAACAUUAUUGACACCCCUGGCCAUGUGGACUUUACGGUGGAGGUGGAACGUGCCCUGCGUGUUCUUGACGGAGCAGUUCUCGUUCUGUGUGCUGUGGGCGGUGUGCAGUCGCAGACACUCACUGUCUGUCGUCAAAUGAAGCGUUAUUCUGUACCCUGCGUGGCUUUUAUCAAUAAACUGGACAGGAUGUCAGCAAAUCCUUCCAGAGUCCUACAGCAGAUGAGAUCCAAGCUUCAAUACAAUGCAGCCUUCCUACAGUUGCCUAUUGGUCUAGAGGGCAAGCAUCUAGGCAUCGUCGAUUUGAUCCACCAACGAGCCAUCUACUUCCGAGGGGACCAUGGGGAAGACAUGCAGUACGAGGAUGUUCCAGCAGAAAUGAGGCACGAAAUGGAAGACCGAAGACGCGAGCUUAUCGAGCAUGUUUCUAACGCUGACGAGGCAUUGGGCGAGAUGUACCUGGAAGAGAAGGUUCCGACAGAAGAGGAGCUGAUGGCCGCUAUUCGAAGAUCUUGCCUGAAACGGAAGUUCUGUCCUGUCCUGGUAGGAUCAGCAUUGAAAAACAAAGGCGUGCAGCCAUUGCUGGACGCUGUCAUCUCCUACUUGCCCAACCCCAGCGAGGUUACUAACUAUGCCCUGGACGAGAGAAAUUGUGGGGAGACUAAGAAGGUUGCUAUGAGUCCCCUGAGAGACUCCAGCCAUCCUUUUGUAGCUUUGGCUUUCAAGUUGGAGGCAGGCCGCUACGGUCAGCUGACGUAUUUGAGAGUGUACCAGGGAAUGGUGAAGAAAGGGGACACCUUGUUCAACACUCGUACUGGGCGUCGUGUACGCAUUCCACGCCUAGUACGCAUGCACGCAGCAGAGAUGGAAGACAUCGGAGAGGCAUAUGCGGGUGACAUAUGCGCCGUCUUUGGUGUCGACUGCGCGAGUGGUGACACCUUUGUUGCAGAGAAGGAACUCCAGCUGUCAAUGGAAUCUAUCUAUGUUCCCGAAUCGGUUAUCUCAAUGUCAAUUCGCACCAAGGAGAGCAAGGACUCUGACAACUUCUCCAAGGCUAUUAGCAGGUUCUCACGUGAAGAUCCUACAUUUCAUGUCGAGUAUGACAAUGACAACAAGGAGAUGAUUGCUUCAGGAAUGGGAGAGCUUCAUCUGGAAAUCUACGCUCAGAGAAUGGAGCGGGAGUACAACUGCCCCGUAAUCCUGGGAAAGCCCAAGGUUGCCUUCCGAGAGUCUCUUCUGGCUCCCUGCGAGUUUGACUACCUCCACAAGAAACAGCAUGGUGGCUCCGGUCAGUAUGGAAGAGUCAUCGGAUACAUGGAGCCCCUUCCGCCGGAGCAAAACACGCAGUUGCUCUUCCAGGAUGACACUGUUGGCACAAACGUCCCAAAGCAAUUUGUACCGGCCAUCGAAAAGGGCUUUCGAAUGAUGUGCGAAAAGGGAUGCCUGACGGGACACCGAAUAGCGGGUGUUCGCUUCCGAUUGGUGGACGGUGAUCACCACAUCGUGGACUCUCAAGAACUGUCUUUCAUUCUGGCUGCGCAAGGGGCAGUUAAGCAAGUAUACGAAUAUGGCAGCUGGCACAUUCUGGAGCCAAUCAUGAACGUGGAAAUCACGGCACCCGUCGAAUUUCACGGUUCGGUCAUCGCUAGUGUCAGCAAAAAAUCUGGGAUCAUCAUAAGCACAGACACUGCGGAAGGAUGGUUCACUGUCGUUGCUGAGAUUCCGCUGAACAGCAUGUUUGGAUACGCAACGGAGCUACGGUCAAUGACUCAAGGCAAAGGGGAAUUCAGCAUGGAAUACACACGAUACUCACCUGCACCGGCUGCAUUGCAGCAAGAGCUGCUGGACAGAUAUGCGCAAGAAAACGCUGCAGAGAGUAGCCAGAAGAAAAGGGGAAAGAACUAGGGAGUAAUAACAAAAUACGUUCCACCACUGGAAUGUGCAGGACGUUCUGACAUCCGUAGGACGUCUGAUGCAUCGCGUGUAUAUUUGAGUAAAUGUGGUAAUAGCGUGUAAGGAAUUGUAGAUAGAAUUGGAAUUGUAUAACAAUAUAUAGUUUGGUCAUUAU
Ornithodoros turicata is the source of this 2545-nucleotide messenger RNA. RefSeq names its product elongation factor G, mitochondrial-like (gene mEFG1). Gene Ontology annotation, biological process: mitochondrial translational elongation. The record is from RefSeq and is a predicted model, not a curated record. The transcript has 17 exons. NCBI's taxonomy places the organism in Eukaryota, Metazoa, Arthropoda, Arachnida, Ixodida, Argasidae. Bases 124 to 2382 code for a protein of 752 amino acids. Gene Ontology annotation, molecular function: GTP binding; translation elongation factor activity; GTPase activity. Gene Ontology annotation, cellular component: mitochondrion.